GGCUUUUUCCCAGUCGUAACGCCCUUGUCCACUGUUGUCAUCCUGUGUGCUGCCUUCAGUCUGUGCAGUCUUGCCCUGCUGCUGCUGGUGAGGUAACAGUAUGGGGACUCCCUUCGGAUUGAUCCUGGCUGCCUCUUCUCUAAUCCUAUUGCUCUCACAUCCCUGCCGUGCGGCAAAGUCUGAGCUAAAAGUAACUACCAUAAAGCAAGACCCGUACACGAUGAGCAAGGGCUCUCAGCUGGAGGGUUACUGCAUGGACCUGCUGUCUGAACUAGCCAAGAAACUGGGCUUCAAGUACAAAGUCCACCUGGUGAAGGACGGUUCCUACGGCCGCAUGGACGAGAGCGGUCACUGGAACGGCAUGAUCGGCGAGGUGCUCCGAGGGGAGGCUGACCUGGCCAUAGCCCCGCUCACGCUGACCGCGGCCAGAGAGAGAGUGGUGGGCAUGACCAAGCCUUACAUGCAGACCGGCAUCAGUAUCCUGCUGCGCAGGGACAUCGUUUCCGACGGCUCGGCCUGCUUCGACUUCCUGCGCCCUUUCUCAGCGGAGACCUGGUUCGGCGUCCUUGUUGCUUACCUCAUCACUGCUGUCAGCAUCUGUCUCGUGGCCAGACUGAGCCCGGGUGAGUGGAGCCAGCCCGAAGCGGGAGGCAGCCCCUUCACUCUGUCGCACAGCCUGUGGUACGCUGCCGGAGCUCUCAGCCUGCAAGGGCCUGGUCCGCACCCCAAGGCCCUAUCCGGCCGUGUGGUCAGCUGCACCUGGUGGUUCUUUGCCGUGAUACUGCUGGCCUGCUACUUCUCCAACCUCAGCUCCAAGCAAGACUCAGAAUCCACCCACCUCAUGAUAAAGGGCUUCGAGGAUCUGGCCAAUCAGAACGUUGUAGAGUACGGGACGCUGGCAGGCUCUUCCACACUUGCUUUCUUCAAGAACUCCAAUAAUCCCGUUUACCGUCGAAUCUACGAGCACAUGGAGAGAAUGAAGAGUUAUGUCUCGUCGAUGGACGAGGGGGUCCAGAGAGCCAGGGAGGGCAGCUUUGCCUUCAUCGGGGAGUCCGUGUCGUUGGACCUCGCCGUAGCCCGGCACUGUGAGCUUGUCCGGGUACAUGAGGUCAUCGGCAUGAGAGGUUACAGCAUUGUGAGCCCUCUGGGAUCACCUAUGCUGAAGAACCUGAGCGUGGCCGUGCUGCAGCUGAGCGAGGCCGGCGAGCUGGCCUACCUGCGCAGUAAGUGGUGGUCCAGCAGCUGUGUGGCCCAGCUCACUAGGACGUCGGCCCCCCAUGCGCCCGGUGUGAAGGGCGUCUUCCUGCUGCUGGCUGGAGGGCUGCUGCUGGGACUGCUGCUCGCCCUGCUGGAGCUCAGCUCCCAGUCUCGCCACAUGGCCCAAGAGCAGAAGAGGUCGUGCUGCUCGGUUCUGACCCAGGAACUCAGUCAGCGCCUCAGGAUGAGCAACACAAAGAGAGAACAGGAAACCUCAGAUAAAAACAAGGCCUAAAUGUAGCCUCCUUCUUCACUGGACUAUUCCCGUCUCCUCAAAUAAUAUAAUGUCUCUUCUGAUGCUUCUGUUGUGAUACAUAUUUUCAUUUUUACUUUUAGGUAAAUGAUCAAGUCUCUCACUUCACGGACUAGUAUUUUAAACCUGUAAAAGUUUAAAAGUUUUUAACAUAGAAUAAUAUUAAGAGUGAAUACUUUAGUGUAUAUGGCAUACAAACUCAGAUUAAUCAGAUUAGUGUAUGAAGAGAUUCUAAUCAGAUCUUAUGACAGCAAGGGGAGUAUUUCAGCACGGAUCACAUUAAUUUCAGUAUUUCAGUACUGAUCACAUUAAUUUCAGUAUUUCAGCAUGGAUCACAUGAAUUUCAGUAUUUCAGCACGGAUCACAUGAAUUUCAGUAUUUCAGUACUGAUCACAUUAAUUUCAGUAUUUCAGUACGAAUCACAUGAAGUUCAGUAUUUCAGCAGUGAUUAUAUGAGGAAAAGUCUUCUUGUUCUAAUAUUGUGCAGCUAGCGUGAGAUGUUUUUCUAAAAGCACCUCAGAAGUAGAAAGAAUAUUCAGAUCAUUUUAGCUUGUGUGGUCAGAGAUGAAUUUACACAGUUCAGAGAUGAAUUUAUACAUUUAAAAGAUUUUAAAAUAUAUAUAUUUUCAAGAUAUCAAAUGUUUAAGAGUAAAUACCAGACAAUGCUGUGAGACAUUAUACUAUAAGUGGAACAUUUAUUUACCAUUUAAAUGCAUCAUUUGAAAAUGUAAUUUUCCCAGUGUCGUAAAACGCAUUUACAGCAACAGGGAGGCAGGCGUUCUUGCGCACUGUUAUUAACGAAAUAAUAAACAUACUUUAACCAAA
Molecule: messenger RNA, 2335 nt
Organism: Electrophorus electricus (electric eel)
Lineage: Eukaryota; Metazoa; Chordata; Actinopteri; Gymnotiformes; Gymnotidae
Gene: grik6
Product: glutamate receptor, ionotropic, kainate 6
Biological process (GO): monoatomic ion transport
Cellular component (GO): membrane
Molecular function (GO): signaling receptor activity; ligand-gated monoatomic ion channel activity
Source: RefSeq, a predicted model, not a curated record